GUGUCUCUCAGUGGCCACAAGGGUGCUGAUGAGAACACCAGGAUAUUGAGUCAUCGUGGUCAGCGGGCAGUGAACAUCAUUCCUCCUGCCCCAAACACUCUCUCAGGGGUAGAAAGCCUAGAAACUUCUCUCAGGUCCAUGGCCCAAGCAGCCCAUGGAAUCUCAUAACCUGACCUCUUCCUCUCCCCUCCUUUCUCUCCCUCCCUCCGCUCUCCCUGGCUCCCUCCCCACCUCCCUCCCUCCCACCCUCUCCUCCUCUCCUUGGGCCUUCACCACAGAUUCAGGCGCUGCAGGAGAGGCCUCAGGUUCCUGCUUCCCAGCCUCCUCCCUGACCGUGUCCGCCUUCCUGGCACCGAUCCUGGGUAUAGAGUUUGUCCUGGGGCUGGCAGGGAACAGCUUGGCGCUCUUCAUCUUCUGCUUCCGCACGCGGCCCUGGAUGUCGAACACAGUGCUCCUGGUCAGCCUGGUGGUGGCCGACUUUCUCCUGAUCGUCAACCUGCCCUUUCGUGUGGAUUACUACUUCCUGCAAGAGCGCUGGCGUUUCGGGGCCACCGUCUGCAAACUCAACCUCUUCAUGCUGUCCACCAACCGCUCAGCCAGCGUGGUGUUCCUCACGGCCAUCGCCCUCCACCGCUACCUGAAGGUGGUGCGGCCCCACCAUGCGCUGAGCCGGGCCUCCGUGAGGGCGGUCACCUGGGUGGCCGGGGGGCUCUGGGCCAGCAUCCUGCUCCUCAACGGACACCUGCUCCUGGCCGCCUAUCCCGACGGCUCCUGCCUCAGCUACAAGCUGGGGGUCAAGCCCUCGGCUUUGCUCCGCUGGCACCAGGCCCUGUUCGUGCUGGAGUUCUUCCUACCGCUGGCACUCAUCGUAUUUGCCAUCGUGAGCAUCGGGCUCAAGAUCCAACGUCGUGGCCUUGGGGGGCAGGCGGGCCCGCGGAGAGCUGUGCGCGUGCUGGCUGUGGUGGUGACUGUCUACACAGUCUGCUUCUUGCCCAGUGUUGUCUUCGGCGUGGCUUCCUUAGUGGCCUUCCGCCUGGGUGCCUGCCCCGUCCUUGACCUCUGCACGCAGCUCUUCCAUGGCUCCCUGGCCUUCACCUACCUCAACAGUGCCCUAGACCCUGUGCUCUACUGCUUCUCGAGCCCUAGCUUCCUCCGCCAGGUCCGGGCCCUGCUGGGCCUCACCGAGGGCUGGCAGGGCUCAGCCAGUGACGAGAGUUCCUACCAGCCAUCUGCCCGGCGCCGGGAGGCCACUCGAAAGAUGCAGGCUGUGGAGAAACUGUAGACGGAGGUCUCACUGGAGGGCCCGCUCGAGUAAGAAGGUCCCUCUCGGGACUAGGGGUUCCCCAAGCUGCAAGAGGAAGGACGGCUGGGCUCUGACCUGGAGGGAGAAGGUUGCCAGCAUAGGGUGCCUCAACCAACUGGAUGUCGGCAGGGGCCAGGUGGGUGGCAGGGGAAGGAAAGGGUCUCCACCUUCCAGAGCAGUGUGUCCCAGAUGACAUCCCCAGAGUGCAGGAAAGAACCCGAUGGUGGGUGGAGACAAGACAGGGGCUGUAGCAGCUCCCCUCCAGACAAAGGUCCACAUGGCUGCCCAGUCCAGGGGGAGAGCACAAGUCUUGCUUUGGAGGUUGGACAGCGCACAUUUUUGUCAUCUCCAGCUUGUCCCUUUCAAUGCUAAUAAACUGCCUUUUGAAAAUGCAA
This is a messenger RNA of Neogale vison (American mink), 1698 nucleotides long. It is a transcript of the gene OXER1, whose product is annotated as oxoeicosanoid receptor 1. Gene Ontology annotation, molecular function: G protein-coupled receptor activity. Gene Ontology annotation, biological process: G protein-coupled receptor signaling pathway. The record is from RefSeq and is a predicted model, not a curated record. Lineage: Eukaryota; Metazoa; Chordata; Mammalia; Carnivora; Mustelidae. The transcript has a single exon. Gene Ontology annotation, cellular component: membrane. Bases 155 to 1282 code for a protein of 375 amino acids.